Molecule: messenger RNA, 3985 nt
Organism: Danio rerio (zebrafish)
Lineage: Eukaryota; Metazoa; Chordata; Actinopteri; Cypriniformes; Danionidae
Source: RefSeq, a predicted model, not a curated record
GAAAAACAAACGAGGGGCUGAUAAUUCCGGGGGGCUAAUAAUUCUGACUGUAUGUCAGCACUUUCUAGAAAUCAGUAUCCGUUUCUAUCCAUUGAAUAAAAAACAUAUCACUUGACCACUAACAGAAACAUUAUCAGCAUAUUCCCCUGAGAAACGUCCCAUCCGUGUAUGUGAUACAACUCUAUCCUCUUCCAGAAUCAAUGACAGGAGGAGGAUGAGUGAAUGAGAGAGAGAGAAAGAGAGAGAGACUGUCUCAUUCGCUGGCGAUCUUUCUAAUUGGAUCAAGCGCAGACUUGCCCGACUCACUGCUUUGUGUUCAUAGUGUGAGAGGAGAGAGGCACCAGACAGAGCGAGAGACAGAACGUAUGUGUUGGUGUGAUGGAUCAGGAGAGGGAGAAAGAGGAGGGGUGAAAGAAGGGGUGUGUGUGUGUGUGUCUCUUCACUUCUGUCUACUCGUCCUUCCGUGUUGUUCUGCGUGCAAGUCUUUAACGAGGAUCCCGUGCCUCGAUCGGACCCACACCUGCUGCUUUCGGGUGAUUCAGCCGUUUUUGAGAGAGCAUGAACCGCAGCCCAGGCGCGGCAGCCCCCUCCUCCAACCCUGCCCCCAGGUGAGUGCUGCACUCUCUCCGGGACUCUCUGAGGCGGGAUCCACCCUCAGCCGGCCUUAAGCAUCCGGAGCAUAUGCCUUAUUUAUAGACCUGCUGCCUGUGUUUUUCUUCCUGCUUCUUUGGAGAGACCUGGGCGACAGAAAUUAGAGGCACGGAAGUCUUCUUCUUCUUCCUCUUUAGUAACGAGGUUAGUGAGUGGAGUGUCGUGUCCGAGCCCCUUCCCCCUCGCUGCUGAUCUGAUAAUGGAAAGAAGACUUUAUGAGGCAGCGUGUCGGCCGGCGCUGCUGCAGCACUAGAGCGAGGUCUGCACAGCUGCUGACGAGAGAGAGAACCAGAGGAGAUGAAGUCGGAGGCGGCGGAGGACAUCUCAGCCGGACUCGCAUCUCAAGAGACUCCUUCUGAUGCCUUGUCUGAGGUCGCCACCAAAGAAACGCCCGAGGAAGCAGGAGAGAACGUGCCGGGGGACGGUGACAGCUCCGAGCGGGGUCCUCUGGGAUGCGUGCCUUUGCCUGCAGUCGCAUGCUGCUGUGUGUGCCUCGAGCUGGAGCGGGUAAAUAACUGCGUCCGCUCUGAAAAAAUCUGCAUCCUGCCCAUCUUGGCCUGUUUGCUGAGUCUGGCCCUCUGCACCGCUGGCCUCAAGUGGGUCUUUGUGGACAAAAUCUUUGAAUACGAGCCACCGACCCAUCUCGAUUUAAAGCGUAUAGGACAGGAUCCUAUAAUAAAUUCAGACUUCACUCAGAAUCCUGUAUCAGUUUCACCUUCCUCAGUCACUCUAUCUGUCCCAGGACAGCCCAAGGUCUUUGUGGAGGGGGACACCACAGCUGGACCUUUUGAGGUGCCUCCGUCUAAAGUGGCUGGUUUCACACCCACUGCAGCAGUGACAGUUCACCCAAACUCUGUGUCUCCACCCAGCCCCAAGAGCACCUUUAGACCUGUCCAGAAUGACACUGCUAACCAGUUACCAACUCUGGAAUCUAAUGAAAUUAUUCCAAAGACCUCAGCCACCAGCACCACUCCCUCGGCCAAGACAUCCAGUCACGUGACGCCCUGCAAUGAGAGCGAGAAGGAAUACUGUGUAAACCAUGGCAAGUGCUUCACGCUGGAGGUCACACCAGGCAACAUCAGGCGCCUCUGCAGGUGCCCUCCAGGAUUCACAGGGAACCGCUGUCAAAACAGAGACCCUGUGCGAGUCGUAGACCACAAACAAGCUGAGGAGCUCUAUCAGAAACGCGUUUUGACUAUAACAGGCAUCUGCAUCGCUCUUCUAGUUGUUGGCAUCAUGUGUGUGGUGGCUUACUGCAAAACAAAGAAACAACGGAAAAAGCUACAUGAUCGUUUGCGGCAGAGUUUACGAGAGCGAAACGCUGCAGCCAAAGGCCCUCAACACCCUCACCCUCCACCGGAAAACCUGCAGCUGGUCAAUCAUUACAUGCCGACGAAUCCUGUCCCAGCUCAUAUGACAGACAAAGAAGCGGAAACAUCACUCUCCACAAAUGAGUUCACAUCACCAACACAUCCGUCCACAGCCAUCACUCACUCAUCUAGCCAAUGCUGGAGUAAUGGCAAAGCAGAGAGUGUGGUUUCUGAUAGUCAUGCAGUCCUGAUGAAGCCAUCAGCUGAGAACUGUCAGCACGGGACACCUAGUCACAGGGGCCGUCUGAACGCUACUGGAGGUGUCCAUCAGCUCAAUGAUUACCUAAAGAACUCCAGAGAAGCCCAGGGCUCCAACAGAGACUCUCCUUACAGCGAGAGGUAUGUUUCAGCCAUGACUACCCCGACCCGUCUGUCCCCUGUGGGGCUUCUCUCGCCGGUGACGCCGUCCUCUCCUCCCUCAGAGAUGUCAGCUCCUCUCUCCAGCCUGGCGACCUCCGUCCCAUCCAUGUUAACCAGUCCCUCUGGAGAAGAGGAGCGUCCUCUGCUGUUCCGGACACCACCAAUCCUGCGUGACAAAUCUGCUUCAACCCAAGGCCGUAAAUCAGGCCAUAAUCUCCGUAACUCCGCCCACUACAAUCACGGCCUGGACAUCCCCAGCCCUCCACCCAGCCCGCUGCAUAUAGAGGAGGAGAUUGAUUGUUUAGAGCAGUACAAAAGCACAUCUGUCCCGUCCUCCGCCCCGCACAGCCCCAGCGCCGCAAGAACUCAACCGAGUGGUCAAGCGGCGCCUGAGCAAGCGGUUAGUGGCAGUAACUCAGAGAGCAGCAGCUCAGAGAGCGAGACCGAGGAUGAACGGGUGGGCGAGGACACGCCGUUUCUGGGCUUACAGAACCCUCUGGCCGCUGGUUCGCUUGUUCUGGACGGGCUAGAGGGCAGCAGAACUAACCCCGCGCUGCACCUCUCACCGCAACACGAGCUGCAGAACAGACUAACAGCCGUCAUGGCCAACCAGGAUCCUAUAGCUGUGUGAAAAUGCAUCCAAGAAGAAAAACAAAUCACCACUAAACCUUUAUUUUCUAUAAUUAAGUAUUUGCGAAAGAAAAACGUCGACUUUUAUUUUAGCGAUGUAGUAAAAACAAAGACUUUUAUAACGUGUACAAUGUGUGUGUCAUGGAAAAAAAAGUGCCAUUCACAUGUAGCUGAGGUCACAGUAUUUCAAAUGGCAGAAAAAAUAUAAUAAAUGGUGCCUUUUAAUUUCAGAACUGCAUUAUGACACUGGGCCAUAUAUUCAUGACUUUAAAGCAACUAAAUAAAUUCUGUGACUGAGAGAUGAAGAAAAAAAAAUCCACCAGCACUCCAUGUCUGAAUUCUAGCGUUCGGAUUAAAGUGUAAAUGUGCGUCAGGAUCUUCUAACCUAGUGUUUUUCAGUCCUGAUAAUGGGAACCCACUUCAACAUUUUGCUUUAAUUCUGUCUUAUUUAACCCAUCGAUUCAUAUCAUCAGCUCCAUGAACUGAACUGUGUCUGAUAAGAGAGCUGUGGGUCGCCAGGACCAGGAUUGAAAACCUGGAGGUUUCUAUUUUUGCGUUAAUUAUUUGCGUUUUGAUUUCAAAUAUGUGAGGCUGCUGCAAACUGAAAACGAGACAAUUCAAAAAGCUCUAAACAUGCUACAAACACAUUCACAAUGUACAAUCAGCUAUUAAUCCAAUAUAAUCACGUUAUUCCGUUUGAUAUUAUACUGUAGGUGAAGCAGACGUUGAUGUUUUCUGAAUCAUGACUGAAUAUAUGGCUCACUAUGUCGAUCGGCUACUCGAGGGAAUUCUAGCACCACUUUUAUGAUAAUGACGUCAUUUUUAUUCCUUAUAUUUUAUUUUAUUUUAUUAGUUAUCGUCCAGAUCAUUUUUGUUUUAACGUUUGUCCUAUCCAUGUAGAAUGUUACAUUAUAUUCAAAGCGUUCCUUUGUGUCAUGUUUAUCAUGUGUGAUCAUUUAAAGAAAAACAAAUCA